AUGCUUGUUGAACCAGUGGUGAGGAGCAUGUCCGCACAGCGACUAGCAAUCGACCUGGCCGCGGUGCUGGGCGUCUUGACAAUCGCCUACACCCUUUACAACCGCUUUGUGCACCCGCUUCGGCGCAUCCCAGGGCCUUUUCUGGCAUCUAUCACACCCUGGGUACAGCUUUACCAUGGAUUGAAGGGAGAUCGGCAUCUGUGGCUGCACGCACAACACAAGAAAUACGGCACGCAUGUACGAGUUGCGCCGAACUUUGUUUCGGUUAACUCGGACAAGGGGCUUCAUGAUAUCUAUGGACAUGGAAAAAGGUUGCAGAAGGCAGAUUUCUACAAUGCCUUCCCCGCGAUCAAGGGCGUGUACAACACUCACAAUGCGAUCGACAAGACGACGCAUGGACGCAAGCGGCGUGUGCUCAGCCAGGCAUUCUCAGAGAAUGCGCUGAAGGGUAUGGAGGAUGUAAUGCUCUUGCAUGUGCGACAGCUCUGUGCAGUCUUGGCCGGAUUCGAUGAGAAGGAUGAGAGAAAAGGCGAUGAUCGUAAAGGUGUCGUGCGCAACAUGGGCAAUUGGUUCAGCUACCUCUCCUACGACGUGAUGGGCGAACUGUGCUUUGGAAAGAGUUUUGACAUGCUCAUUGGAGAUACUCGACGACACAUGAUCGGGCUGGUUGAUCGCGCUGCAAAUCGACACUACUGUGGACUGUGGAUGCCUUUGGACCGCUGGCAUCUCGAUCAGGUUUUCAUUCGACAGCUCACGCAAGACCGAUGGAACUUCAUCAUGAACUCGCGUGUCGAGGCUAACAAGCGGGCUCAAGAACGUGCCUUGGCCGGUCGCGAAGCCAAGAAAGACUUCUUCUACUAUCUGCUCAAUGCAAAGGAUCCCGAGACAGGCAAGGGCCUCAGCACACCCGAGCUGUGGGGUGAGGCCAACGUGCUCAUGAUUGCGGGAAGCGAUACUACUUCGACUACAUUGGCAGCUACACUGUUCUACCUGGUUCGGUCCCCGGCUGCUCUGGCCAAGGUUUGCGCCGAAGUACGUGGCGCCUUCAACGAGGUUGAGGAGAUCAUAAGUGGCGCACAGCUCAACGAGCUCGGCUAUCUGAAAGCAUGCAUCGACGAAGCUCUGCGCCUCGCACCAGCCGUCCCAGGUGCGCCACCGCGCGAGGUCAUGGAAGGAGGAGCCGUCGUUGACGGCGUCUUCCUGCCCGCAGGCACAGACUGCGGCACGCCUGUCUACUCGAUCCACCGUCAGGAGCAGUACUACCGAUCUCCAGAGGAUUACAUUCCCGAGCGUUGGAUUGAGGGCGCCACUUGCGCAUCAUCGGGUGCAUCGUGGACGACUAGCAAGGAAGAAAUCGAGACCGCGCGUCGCGCGUUCUGUCCGUUUAGUAUUGGACCACGCGGGUGCAUUGGAAAGAGCAUGGCGUUUAUGGAGAUGCGCCUGACAUUGGCGCGACUUUUCUUCCUCUUUGACAUGUCGCUGGCUGACCGUCAAGGUGAGGAUGCUGGGGGCCAUUUGGCGCUGGUGGACCACUUCACCAGUGCGAAGAAUGGACCAAACCUAACUGUGACGUUCGUGCAAUCGACUGUCCUGAAUGCCCUCUCUAACGUCCUGGCGCAGCUGAUUGACCAGCGCAACAAGACUGUACGAUUUACACCAAACGCAUACAACGUCAGCUAA
Penicillium atrosanguineum is the source of this 1680-nucleotide messenger RNA. Its product is annotated as cytochrome P450. Gene Ontology annotation, molecular function: iron ion binding; oxidoreductase activity, acting on paired donors, with incorporation or reduction of molecular oxygen; monooxygenase activity. Lineage: Eukaryota; Fungi; Ascomycota; Eurotiomycetes; Eurotiales; Aspergillaceae. The coding region runs from base 1 to 1680 and encodes 559 amino acids. The record is from RefSeq and is a predicted model, not a curated record. The transcript has 4 exons.